Messenger RNA from Microplitis mediator, 3540 nucleotides. RefSeq lists its product as uncharacterized. Gene Ontology annotation, cellular component: transcription elongation factor complex. Bases 113 to 2014 code for a protein of 633 amino acids. Gene Ontology annotation, biological process: positive regulation of transcription by RNA polymerase III; snRNA transcription by RNA polymerase III; snRNA transcription by RNA polymerase II. The transcript is spliced from 7 exons. The record is from RefSeq and is a predicted model, not a curated record. Lineage: Eukaryota; Metazoa; Arthropoda; Insecta; Hymenoptera; Braconidae.
CACACUCGUAAUUUUUAGUGGAAAAAAAAAGUUACUAGAAGUUGUUUACGAAUUCUAAGAAAUCAAACAGAAGAGCCGAUAAAUUUCAAGAGUCGUCACGUGCGAUACAACAAUGGAAGAUUUUUUGAAAAUUGACUGGAAUCCGCCGACGAGCGACGUCAUCGACAAUGAAUUUAUUAAUCCCGAUAGGUUAGAAACUACAAGUGUUAUGUACAAGAUUCUUCAGGGAACAUUCACGGAUCCUAUGAAAGAUGCUCACAAAUAUUACGAGAAAGAUGUGACACUUGAAGAAGUUAAUUCUUUGAAAGCACUGAAAGUAAAACAAAGUGUUGAGAGAAAAUUACAGUCACGUAAAAAUCAAUCAGAAGAAACUCCUGGUGACGGUGAUGACAAGAAUUUUGAUAAAAAAUACAAACAAUAUGUACCUGGAAUAGCAAAAAGAAUAAAUAUUAUAUUCCCAAGACCUUCUAGUCUUACUGCUGAGCAACAUGCGCUUUGUGUACGCGUUUAUAAAACUUUAUCAUCACCUGGGACAUCUGAACAAUCUGGCGCACUAAAACCGCAAGAGUUGGAGACGGUUGUAAGUCUCAGAAGUUUGAUUGAUGAAGAGCAGAAAAUUUACUUGGAUUUAUGUAAGCAGCAUUGGAAACCAACAUACUUUAAAUUGACACGUGAAGAUCUUAUUAAUUACAAAUGGAAUAUUAAAUUAAAAGCAGCUCGUCAACUUCAUAGAUAUUAUUUAGAAGCUGGCAACAUUCCAUUAACUUCUGAGUUGAAGAUUUCUGCUGCUUUUAAUUCAACUGUAGUUGAUGUGGAAAACUUGCCAGUGCUAUUGCUACCAAAUCCAGAACGUCGUUAUAUAUUUGAUUCUCAAUCAAAAACCAUCGAAUCGAGAUAUUUAAAAAUUAAAAAGUCACAUUCAGUAUUUUUAGGAGAUAUCGAUAGUAAUCUUGAACAAUUAGCACAGACUCAUGAUGUCGAUUUAGUUAUAACGUCAUCUGGAUUAAAUUGUCUGGCUACAAAUAUCGAUCCAUCUUAUGCAAAUAAUUGGAUCCUCCCGGUCGAAGUCAAAGAAUUGAAUAAUAAAAAUGUCGUUUUUAUCGGCAAACCUUUGCCACCAACGGCUAAAAACGCUUUGCAAAAAAAUGCAUGGAUUUAUAAGUACAUUCUCAAGAGUUCAUUGCUAGUUGUUGACAAUUCGUCGCUUAUUUCACAAGACCCAGUAUUAGAGUCUGCACACCCGGCCUAUCAGGAUCCUGACAAUAAUCAUAAGACCAAUGAAGAUGAAGGUGAUCAAUCAUGGCAUAAUUAUCAGUAUAAUAUUUAUACAAUCGGCGCUUGUGGUUCGUCACAAAAUGAACUGCUAAAAAGUAAAAUUGAAAAGGAUUACAAAAUAUUAGUGCGGUCAAAAAUUGAUGGCAUUGAGAGAUUGAAAAAUGGCGAAAUCAAUCGAAUCAAGAUCGCACCUAAAUUAGAACAUCAACUGGCAUUGGGUGCUGAGGCUGUCACACUCGAGGAAGCAUCGAAACAAUGGAUUUCGUUGGCAUUCACACCUGACACAACUCUUCUACGAGUUCGUGUAUCAGCAUUCAACUCCGAGUACAUCCAACUAGAAAGACGUUCGGCGAAUGCUAUAAACAAUGAAAUAAAACGUCUUUACAACGUAAAAGGCGAAGAUUCUUAUUCUAUAAUAUAUAAUAUCGUUGAACAUAUGACGAAAAUGUCACCAGGACGUUAUGUUUUAAGACAUACUGCUCGACAUGGAGCAUUCGUUAAUAUUUACGAAGAAACUCCAAAAUCUGGAAAAAAUACAAUUGAUCUAGAAGCUGUUUUUUGUGACGAUGAAUUCCAAACAAUUCCUAAUCCCCCGUGGCCGUUGAUUGACAAACUAGUACUGACACCAGCGUUAAUUUGUUUCCAGCGUAUGCCGGCGAUGUUUUAUCCAUCAAAAUUCACACCAAAGCCUCCACAAAAAAAGAGCGCUCGUGGUCGGAAGAAGAAAAAUAAUAAUUGAUCACAAAAUUAUUACUUUUGAUAUUAACUUCGAUUAAUUUAUAAAAAAAAAUAAGACUCAAUUACUGACACUCGGAAAAUUAUAUACACGUUCAUAUAAUUUGGAAUAGAUGAAAUUUAUUCUUGUCAAUAAUUGGGGCUUCUACUUAAUUAACUACUUUAAUUAAUUUUAUAAAUUUUUCGUCAAUUUUCAGGCAGAUUUCUACAUCAAUUUAUUGUUAAUUUGACUUGAAAAAAUGUAAAGUAUUUUUUUACCGUCAAAUUGUUGAUAUUUUUAUGUAUGUCUACAACGUAUUAUCAGAACUGGAUGGAUCGGAAUGUCUUAUUAUUCUCCCUCGGUGUGUAAUUUACUAUUUCUGUUAACAGAUCGUUUUUUCGUCGUAAUUGUUCAAGCUGAAGUGAACAAUGAAAUGGAAAAUUUACUUUACGCUAUGGUACAUUUAAUAGUGUAUAAAAAAAAUGCUUACCAGCUAAUGAUACCACUUGAUCUCAAUAGUACAAUAACUUAAUUAUAUAAUUAAGAUUUUGUUAAAGUUUUGUUGUAUUAGACUGGAAUAUGAAAUAAAUAAAUCUUUUCAAUAUAAGUAGACUUUAAUUUAUUUCUUUGUUUGUAAUUGAAAAAUUACAAUUUUGAUACGAUACAUUGAUUAAUGACUCAAUAAAUACCUCAAAAUAUAUUCAAUUGAAAUUCAGAUCAUAAGUUACUAGAAGUAAAUUUAAGUUCUUAUCAAAGAAUGUAGCGGAAGUAAAAAACGCAAACAGAAGUUAAGUUCAAUGAACAAAUUUAUGGAACGGAUUAGAAAUGUAAUUAAUAAGUAUUGAAUUUAUAAUAAUAGAAUUUUUUAAGACCAAAAAUGUUAUCGUUACGAAUGAACAAGAUGAUCUCUGUUGAUGUAAAAAACAUCUACUCCGUGCUAGAGAAACAUUCUACUCUCGUUAAUUCUGAAAAAGUUAAAAAUGAGUAAAUAAUUUAAAUCUAAUACUUUGAUAGAGUAAAAAAAAUUAUAAGCUUCGCUACAAUGAAGGAAGUAAAAACAUACCAUAUCCGUCUUCGGUUAAAUUUGUGCUGAUGGUCGGAAGAGGCGUGGGUGCGUUGGGGUCUUCAAUAGUUGGCCGAAUAACCACGGCAGCUUUUUUUAAUCGAGGAGCGUGACAUCGGAUAGCUAAAUCAUAAAUCGCUGGAGCAUUAAAAUUGUCGAGAUAUUUAGAGACAAGCGACUUUUCGCACAUUAAUUUCAGUCUUAUCAAUUCAUAUUUAUCAGCAGCUUUUAGCAAAUACUCUGAAUGAUCAUCUAAGUUACAGACCUUGUCAGUAUAGAUAUAUUCCACAACUUUUUCAAAUAUCUCUGGAUUGAUACCCGUAAGAGUUAAUUCAGAGUUGUUCUUGCUGUAGGAUGUUUGCUGAUGAUGAACAACUUCGUACAAUACAGGACACCCUUUUUUUAAAACAUUUUUAUGAACUCGAAAUUUAGUAUUCUGCACCUGUAUGACAAUAACAUCACCGCUAUCUUCUCGACUGUUAUAUAA